Messenger RNA from Porites lobata, 489 nucleotides. Lineage: Eukaryota; Metazoa; Cnidaria; Anthozoa; Scleractinia; Poritidae. The record is from the annotation of a GenBank genome assembly.
AUGAAGAGAAAGAUAGAUUUGGUUGAAGAAGAACACGAGAGUGUACAUGAAGAAAGAGAAAGUUCUGGUGAUGAAAGUGAGGAUGUAGAACCAAGAAUAAAAGAUGUUUUGAGACAUCUUUCCCGAGCGGUAGCGGAAAAGAGUGCUUCUGAUUUGCUGCAUCGUAUGGCCGCGUCCAAAGAUAUUCUUUUCUGGACUCCCCGCGGACAAUUACUUCAAAAUACACGCAUUAUUCCCGUCACAAACAUCGCCUAGCUAGUUGAGUGUAUGUUAGUCCCUCAUAACAAUGAAGUUAACAAGCCUUGAGGGCUGAAUAAGUUUCUAGAUGGACUUGCAGAGUUAGGAAUCGAUAAAGGUUUAAUCAAGAACAAAAAGUUGUUAAGUGAUUUAAUAGAAAAGGAAAAAGGCUACCGAAAUACCGAAAAUACUUCCGAGAACGAGAGUAAUAAUGAGGGGAGUUCAUCGCAUAUUGAAAAUCAGGAGGAGGAA